GAGGUGAUGGAGAUCUGGCAUUGUCGAGUGCCACCGCUGACCCUGACCUUGGUAACCAUGGAUAACACGACAACCUAUCAGCUGAGCAACUGGACCGCUCUAGACCAAUCAGAGCUCAGUUUGGAGGAGCUGCUGCUACUGGUGGCCGACAACGACACCAACACCACCCUCACCGAGGAUGACUACGGGGGGCUCUCUUGUGGCGAGUGGGAGCCGGCGCAACACAAUCUCUUCCAACUCUCGAAUAUCUUCUUUGUCGCCGCCUUCCUCUUGCCUAAGAAGUUCAAGAAGAGUGUGCUUCUGCUGAGGGCACUCCUAUGUGCGGGGUUUAUAGUGUCGGCCCUCUGGUCGGGGAUUCACGUGUGUACACCCGACAUGUUUGCCUGGGACACGCUGCUGGCUGGCCUCAACCUGGUGCACGCCGUCAUACUCACGUUCCGCUUCCUGCCUCCCGCCCUCUCGGUCGAACUAACCGAACUGUACGUGCGAAUGUUCAAGCCCCUGAAGGUAUCAAGAAAGCAUUUCAAGGAACUAACGAGAGAAGCGUCUCUACUGCAUCUUGCUGCAGGCGAGAGCUACGCUAUAGAGGAGUCCACUCCUGCAGACGAGAGGCUAUCGGUUCUGCUCAGGGGGAAGCUGCGGGUCACCUGUGAUGGGAUGCAUCUGCACUACAUCAACUCAUACCAGUUCAUUGAUUCCCCAGAGUGGGAAGCAGGUCAUGAGACUAGCGACGACCUAUUUCAGGUGACGAUAACAGCGGAAGAAGAAAGUUUAUACCUGUGUUGGCCUAAACUUAGAAUGGAUAGAGUAUUGAGACACAGGCCUAUGUUACGUACUAUACUUUCAAAUCUUAUAGGUAAAGACAUAACUCAGAAGCUGUAUUCGCUAAACGAGCAGCUAGGGUCGGCCAUCCUGCUGAGCACGACAAGCAAGGCAAUCAAGUCAGACCACUGGAGACACGUGAUGACUCGCUCACUCAGUGUGGACGCGGUCAGCACGGGUACCAAGGGUCAUGUCCGCUCCUCGGCGUGGCGACAAGCUCACCACAACAGGCGCAACUCUCUCGUCUUCUCUGAUAAUCAGUCACCAUCGAGAGGACAACAGCAGUGUUGGAUUCCUAUUGUAGCCAAUCAUUUUCCUGCGACGUCUCCAUUCAUAGGACCUCCGCAGCCUCCACUGACGGCUGCAGGUCCUGCGAGUCCUGUUACUCUGAUACCCGUGCCAGUGAUAGUUCCCGUGCUUCCCCCACCACCCGCUGCAUCGCGACCUGUCCGGAGUCGACCCAGAGAAGUCAAAUUCGACGAGAGCAAAGUCUGACGACAGCUCUCCGGGAGGAGGAAGAGGGGAACUUCGUUUCGGGACAAGAAAGUCGAGUCGAAUCCUGAAACGAUCCCCCUCUUCCACUUCCCCCCGGGGUCAUAGUCGCGCAUUUACUUAUGAGAUUUUGUUGCUUCCCUAUGUUAUUAAUGACUGCCUUCUGUACAUUUGCAAAUGUCCCCUUGCCUUACAGUCAGUUGAUGUGAUGUUUCAAACCAAUCGAAAGACACCUGGUGAGAAUUAGAGUGGAUGUGACUUGUUUGUAUUUUUAAAAUAUGAUUGUUUGUAUAACCUUGUCCUAAGUAAUAGUACUAAUGAAUAAUAUAAACAACUGAGUAGGCUUAUGUUCAUCCCAUUACUUAUGAAAGGUAUAGAAUAUAUGUUUCAGCUUUAGAUGGAUAAAGAAUGAAAAAAUGUUGAUCGCUAUUUUACCAUAUGAUUUUUAUGAAAUUUAUUUAUAUUUCAAAAACAU
Homalodisca vitripennis (glassy-winged sharpshooter) is the source of this 1789-nucleotide messenger RNA. Its product is annotated as blood vessel epicardial substance-like. Gene Ontology annotation, cellular component: sarcolemma. The transcript has 7 exons. The coding region runs from base 7 to 1317 and encodes 436 amino acids. Gene Ontology annotation, molecular function: cAMP binding. The record is from RefSeq and is a predicted model, not a curated record. Lineage: Eukaryota; Metazoa; Arthropoda; Insecta; Hemiptera; Cicadellidae.